AUGAGAAAGGGACAGAAUGCAGGGAGCGUCUCUACUUCAAAACAAGAUUCCGGUAUGCACAAGAAACGCAAGACUAAGCGGAAGCCCGUGACAAUUGUGGUUAUGGGUCCUACUGGCUCGGGCAAGACGUCGUUCAUCAACACUGCUAGCGGCUCAGAACUACGUGUUGGGUUGGGCUUGGAGUCAUCCACAGAAAACAUUCAAAAGUCCAACACGUUCCCGCUAGAUGAAUACGAUGUCACAUUGGUCGACACACCUGGAUUCGACGACACCAAUAUAAGCGACGUUGACAUUCUCGCUCUAAUUGCGAAAUAUCUUGCUGACGAGUUUGAGAACAGGCGACAAAUCAGCGGCGUCAUAUACCUACAUCGCAUCACCGACAACAGGAUGGGUGGUACGGCGUUACGGAACUUCCGCAUGUUUAAGGAGCUCUGCGGGGGGCCGGCAUUGGCCAACACAGCUAUCGUCCUGAACAUGUGGAACGAGGUUAAUGAAGGUAUCCGCAGCGCCCGCAAGAACGAGCUCGUCUCCAAGGACAACUUCUUCAAGCCUGCAGUGACGGCAGGCGCGAAGGUCCUCACUCACGACAAUACGGUGGAUUCCGCGUAUGCUGUAUUGCGCCACCUGGCAACGCGGCGACCGAGACCGCUCUUGAUCCAGACGGAGCUCGUCUCACGGAAAAAGCAGCUCUGUGAGACGUCUGCGGGAGCUGCGCUGCUUGGGGACCUUGUCAAGAGGGAGCAGAGGCAGGCAGAGCAGUUGCGAGACAUGCAGAAGGAGAUUGAGGAGGCUAUCCGGAAGAAAGACGAAGAGGACAGGCGAGAAUUAGAGGAGGCACGCCGCAAGGUGGAUGAAACACGGAGGCAUCUUCUGAGUCAGCAACAACGAAUGAAGCCUGUGAAGCCUGUCGGAGUCAGAGCGCAGCGUAAUCGUCGCCGGAGGUUAUUUCGCGGACUACUUUGCGUCACGUCUGACAAUUUGGAGACGUAA
Molecule: messenger RNA, 990 nt
Organism: Postia placenta MAD-698-R-SB12
Lineage: Eukaryota; Fungi; Basidiomycota; Agaricomycetes; Polyporales; Adustoporiaceae
Exons: 4
Coding region: 1-990 (329 amino acids)
Biological process (GO): cytoskeleton-dependent cytokinesis
Cellular component (GO): septin complex; microtubule cytoskeleton; septin ring
Molecular function (GO): GTPase activity; GTP binding; molecular adaptor activity
Source: RefSeq, a predicted model, not a curated record